This is a messenger RNA of Sphaeroforma arctica JP610, 456 nucleotides long. RefSeq lists its product as hypothetical. The record is from RefSeq and is a predicted model, not a curated record. The transcript has 4 exons. NCBI's taxonomy places the organism in Eukaryota, Ichthyosporea, Ichthyophonida. The annotation marks the transcript as partial.
AUGCGUAGUAACCGGUGGUCUACCCCCCAGCUGCCUAUUUCGCUGUGUGCGGCGGAUGAGACGGAGAAUGAUCUUUCUGUACCGAACAGCCGCACACGCGCCACGUCCAUGCUGUCACCACUGGCCCCAGACAACAGACGGACGGAGGAAGAUGUGGGGAUGGACGACUUAGUAGUGACCGAGACUGAGACUCCCGGAAAGACUACUGUCUAUGAACUGCUCAAAGAUCGCAUGGACAUGACACAACGAGCCAGACAACGCGACAAUCAGAUCCUCCUCCGCAUCAAUCUGAUUAUGGCCAACAUUGUCGUCUGCAUCACCCUGGCCAUAAUGAUUCUGCAAGUGGAAUGGCAUGAUCGAGAAGUAUACUUCCGCGACGUUUCCAUACCCGACAAUUGUGCAGAGACGAGUCAAUGCCUUUUCGACAGUUGGUACUCUACACAUAUGAAGAUUGUG